AUGCUUAGAUACUUAAAAAGCUUUCCUCAGAAUUAUACUUAAAAUCCAAUGUAGAAAAAAGUUGAAAAAGGUGUUGAGAUAUCUGCGAAAAAUAAUUUCCCUAAAAAAUCAUAUUAAUAAUAUAAUUCUAAGUAAUUAAUGCUUAUAUAUGUUAAUGAUUUUAUUCAUAUUUAGAAUUAUUUAUUAAUUAUAUUUACUUUUUUUAAAAUAAAAUAAAACUUCAUUCUUAUGAUUCUUUUUAAUUUACUUAGAGAUAAAUAAUAUUCUUCUUAUUUUUCCCCCUCAUUUACUUACUAUUAAUCAUUUAAAACGUUAGUAUCUAUUUAUUUUUCAUUCAUAUUUAUUUUCAAAAGUCAUUAAUGA
Messenger RNA from Tetrahymena thermophila SB210, 363 nucleotides. Its product is annotated as transmembrane protein, putative. The transcript has a single exon. Lineage: Eukaryota; Ciliophora; Oligohymenophorea; Hymenostomatida; Tetrahymenidae. The record is from RefSeq and is a predicted model, not a curated record.